Penicillium canariense is the source of this 1134-nucleotide messenger RNA. RefSeq lists its product as uncharacterized. Gene Ontology annotation, cellular component: cytoplasm. NCBI's taxonomy places the organism in Eukaryota, Fungi, Ascomycota, Eurotiomycetes, Eurotiales, Aspergillaceae. The record is from RefSeq and is a predicted model, not a curated record. Bases 1 to 1134 code for a protein of 377 amino acids. The transcript has a single exon. Gene Ontology annotation, molecular function: guanyl-nucleotide exchange factor activity.
AUGCCUCUUCGACGAACCCCCCCGGCACAAGAUCCAAUCGCCCACGUCGCCGCGGGUGGAAAUCAUACUCUGCUCCUUACCAAGAAGGGGUGCGUGUACGCAGCGGGCUGCAAUACUAAUGGGCGAUGUGGGCCUGCAUCGCAUGCAGAGGAGACCCUGCUCCGAUUCAGACGGGUUGUUCUCACCGAUGCUGCGACGGGGGAGCGCGUGGAUACAUUCAAGUGCGUGUCUGCGACGUGGGAGGGAAGCAUUCUCGUUGCUGGCGUGCGGACGGCUCAGUCGGGUGUCUCGGUGGAUAAACUGUUUAUCUUGGGUUCGAGUCCCAAUGCUGCAUUGGGUCUGCUGCCGUCGACGUCUAAUUCGGGUGCCAACGUGGUCCAGUCUGGAACGUCGAUCCCCGGCUUUCCGCCGCCGAACACGAGCAUUCAUGCCUUGGCAAGUGGGAUGGGCCAUACGGUGGUUAUUCUGUCGAAUGGUGAUGUGUAUGGCUGGGGCGGCUCGCGGAAGGGCCAGUUAGGCGAGGCUCUGAGAGAGCAGAGGACCGUCUGGCUACCGGCUAAGGUUGAGGGGAUUCCGUUCGCGGCACAGAGCGCAGUGUGCGGGCGGGAGUUUAGUGUUGUCUGUGGGGAACGCGGGAGGGGCGAAUUCGUCGUGCUGGGGGAUGCGGGGAAUCGGUGGCGGGUUCUGGAUGUCCCGGCCUCUCUACGGGGGACGGGUACAGGUGAGGAGGGAGGCAUUAGGGGGUUUGUGGAUGUCGGCGCGAGUUGGCAUGGCGUUUAUGUACAUGCUGCCUUGCAGAAUACCUCUCGUGCUGCUCCUGGCUCCGAUUCGGAGUCUGCUUCGGCUGCUCUUAUCGCCUGGGGCCGCAACGAUCGCGGCCAGCUCCCGCCUGAUGGCUUGCCUUCGCCCGUCAAGAUGGCUGUUGGCAGUGAGCAUGUUCUUGCGCUGCUGGGCGAUGGCUCGGUAGCUGCGUUUGGAUGGGGCGAGCAUGGGAAUUGCGGGCCUGAUACGGAUGAUCGGGGGAAUGUUGCGGGGCGGUAUAGUUCGAUUCCGCUAGAUGCGGUGCUCGCUGGUGGUGGGCGGGUAAUUGGGCUCGGCGCUGGGUGUGCGACGAGUUGGAUUGUUGCGGAGUGA